This is a messenger RNA of Medioppia subpectinata, 1476 nucleotides long. The record is from the annotation of a GenBank genome assembly. Lineage: Eukaryota; Metazoa; Arthropoda; Arachnida; Sarcoptiformes; Oppiidae.
AUGUCACGUUUGGGUCUCAGGAACCGAUCCAUCGAUCAAUUGGUCUCAAAAGACUUGUUGAAUGAAUUGAGUGGUAAUGUGAGGAAGAAUUGCAGACAAUUUGAGUCAAUUGUGGACAGAAAUGGUCGCAAACAGACCACAAGAAGUGGUCAUCAAAACCACCGAAAUAGAAAGACUUCGAUGAAUAGGUCUGAAGUGAUGGACAGGUCUUAUAUGGUAUACGAAGGCAUUCACAAUCACAUCAUCGAUGGAAUACGGGUUAAUAAAAGGGAUAUAACUAAUGAAGAGUUUAUUAACGAUAAUAUAAUGAUUGAUCCAAUUAUUGGCCAAAUAAAUGAAAACAAAGUCAUCGAUAAACCUGUGAAUGAAAGUAAAGUGAUUAACAAUAAACCAUUUGUAGCCAAACCUCCGCUUAACGAUAAUUUAAGACAAAAUUUGAGCCAACGAUCGAAAGAGCGUAAAGUGCCGGCCAAUAGAGUGAGUCGUAUGGCUUCAUUCGGCAGUUUAGCCGUUGGUCUCGGAUUCGGUGCACUCGAAGAGAUCACCAAAAAGACGUUAGGAUUUUCAUCCGAAAGAAGCUCUAUUUUUGAGAGAGUCAGACAAUCGGCAGACUUUAUGCCCGUCCGACAGAUGAGGAAAGUAUUGAGAGAAGAGUUGGGCGACGAUUGGGAGUCAAAGUUCAAGAGUUUUGAUGACAAACCGUUUGCCGCGGCGUCUAUAGGACAGGUUCACAGAGCGACACUUCCCGAUGGACUCGAAGUGGCCGUUAAAAUACAAUACCCGGGAGUGGCCGACGGUAUUGAGAGUGAUAUCAAAAAUAUGUUAUCAGUGCUUAGGUUUGGCAACAUUUUGCCCGAAGGCUUGUUUGUAGAGAAUAUAAUGCGUUACGCGAGGAAAGAGUUGAGUUGGGAAGUGGACUACAAUAGGGAGGCGUUGUGUCAACACAAAUACCGACAACUGUUAAGCACUCGUUUGAAUAAUAAGGGAUUAUAUGUGCCUAAAGUUAUCGACCAAUUGUCCACUAAAAGAGUGUUCACUUCCGAACUGAUUAGCGGAAUACCUGUCGACAGACUCGAGAAAAUGGAUUCAAUUCCUCAAGAGUUGAAGAAUAGAAUUGCAAAACAAUUACUGGAUUUGACUCUCAGAGAAGUGUUUGAGUUUGGAUUCAUGCAAACUGAUCCCAAUUGGUCCAACUUCUUCUACGACAUCGAUUCAGAUAUGAUCUCACUUCUGGACUUUGGUUCAAGUCGUGAGUACAGCAAAGAGUUUGUCAACAGUUAUAUGGAUGUGAUUAGAGCGGCGGCCGAUCAGGACAGAGACCGAGUGGUCGAGACCUCUAAGAAAAUCGGUUUUCUCACGGGAUAUGAGAAUCAAAUCUUCGAGAGAACGCAUACCAACGCUAUCAUGAUUUUGGGCGAAGCCUUCGCCGCAAACGGUUUGUUUGAUUUCGGAGACCAGAAGACAACGAUUGCGUAG